Messenger RNA from Geodia barretti, 3816 nucleotides. The record is from the annotation of a GenBank genome assembly. NCBI's taxonomy places the organism in Eukaryota, Metazoa, Porifera, Demospongiae, Tetractinellida, Geodiidae.
AUGUACAUUCAGCAUAAUGAAUACACUGCUGUCAGUGUUGACUAUGAUCCUGAAUAUUCACACUGGGAUACUAUAUCCAUUCCAGUGGCUUCAGCCCCCACUGACCUAGCGGCGAGUCGACCUACGGCCACAAGUAUUGAAGUCACUGGACCCCUCCUCCCCUGGGAGACGCCACCAAUGGCUAUAUCAUCUACUACACCAACACUCUGUCAGGGUCUACUGAUAGUGUCAAUAUCACCGGACGCUCUACUAAUACCUACACCCUCACUGGUGUUUCACCCUACUGCAGAGUAUAACAUAUCUAUUGUGGCUACAUCACAACACUUUUUCAGCGACCCUGUGUCCAUCUUUAUAGCAGUGUUCUUGGGUCAGCCGUUUUUCCAGACUUUAAGUGCCGACAAAACUACCAUUACUCUGAGCUGGGCGGUCCCCAGUGGCUCUGUAGUGACUAGCUACGUUGUUUCGUGGGAGAGAGACUCAUCAAUGGGGUGCCCCUACGAAGACGAGGGUAGUAUGACUAUUUCCACCUCUGACGAGAGCUACAAUACAACAAUAUCUGGAGUCCAAGAGGACAGUGAAUACUUUGUCAGUGUGACUGCAGUCAAUUCAGAUGACAAUACUACCAGUAAUAUCACCACUGUCUCAACUGAUGAAGACAUUGGAGUCCCAGUUCUGUCAGUGGGCAGCUUAACCCCAGUCUCAGUAGAUCUCCAGUGGACCAGUUCUGGCCAGCAACAAGUCACCUACCAAAUCUCUCUACAGAGGGACACUUCCAUUGGGUGUCCUUUUGAAGAUAGCAGAAAUCUCACAGUGACUAAUGGACUUACUGCGGCACAGGUGUCCGGGCUACUGGAGGACAGUAGGUAUUUGUUUACUGUGACAGCCUCUAAUCCAGCCGGUAGCAGUGAAGUCAGUAACACUGUGGCGGCAAUGACUGAGAAGGCAGAGAUUUGUGCCCCUUCGUCUGGUGACGGUGCCACCAGUCUCGAUAUUCCUGUCAGUUCUGCUGCUCUCUACUCUGUUCGAGUCGCAGCAGUCAAUGAUGUAGGGGAGGGCCCCUUUAGUAAUGAAGUCCAGAUUGAAGUUGUAGCACCAGUUCCGGGAGCGCCAAAGGACGUGCAGGUGGUGGAGCCAAUUGGACAGAGAGAGGUGGAGAUUCAGUGGUCCGACCCUGUCUCCCCCGCCCCUGUCAUUGGCUAUAAUCUCGCCUGUACCCCGACCCCUACCUCUCCGCCUCCCACAUUCUCCGAUCCUCCCGUGGUCACCUAUACACUGACUGGACUGACACCAGCUACUGACUACAGCUGCUCCCUGGUGGCCUUUAAUGACGCUGGCAGUGGACCCAGUGUCACCAUUUCUUUCACCACACUACCAGACUAUGGCUCUUUAGAGAUACAACUGAGUGGUCUAAUUGUGUGCUCAGAAUGGCUGGUGUUCUCCACCAGCCAAAAGAUUCAGGACGUAUCAGACACCAUCAACGAACAACUAAACACUCUUUGCCCCCAGUGUCAACUCAAUGGGCAAGAAAUAUCCAACGCAACACUCGAGUGUCUCAGCGAAUCGCCCAACUCUGUCAUUUUCGGUGCAGUCAUCAGUGGAACUGCAGACAAAGACAGUGGCGGUCUACUUGAAGAACUUAGUGCCUGGAUUUCAACGUCCCCCAGUAUCCGUGUGCUUGGAAUGUUGAUGGGACUAGGGGACCAGUGUAGUUCAGUAGUGUCUGAUCUCAGUGGUAACAUCUGUGACUCUCCCCCGCCCACCCAGCCACCAACUGCCACUGAGGCUAAUAGGGGAGCCUCCUGUAAUAUCAGUGAAACGACGGUGUCUUCAGGAAGUGUGGGCUUGAGUGUGGGAGUUGGAAUUGUAGCAGGUUUAGCAGUGUUGCUGGUGGCUGGAGCUGCGUUUCUCAUUCCGUUCUGCAUCAUGAAAUACAGACGACGACGCAUGCAGAGCUACCUCAUAAAGAAAACUAGAGUCGCAUAUGCUAUGGACACCAGCUCCAACACGGCCUAUGGUAUGACAGUCUUCAAUAGAGCUGCUGCCGUCAACACCAGCUCUGACCAGGACUAUGAUGUCAUCACUUAUUGUCGUCCACAAGACACACACCCUGCCCUCCCUCGUCGAGAGUCAGCAGGGCAGGGCGGCAACGCUAGCUAUGAAGUCAGCACCCCUACCAAUAUCAGACAGAUGAGGGUCAGGGAAGCUCAGAGAUCAAAGAGGAUUUGCAAGAGGAAGAGAAGGAACUGUACUCUGAAAUACCCACUAACAUAGGCGUCACCUCCCACUUCUCUCUCGAGUGUUAAACGGGCCUCCACAUUUCUCACUGUCCUCUGGACUCCUAUGGGUGACACCACUGGACAUGUAAUCUUCUACAAUGAACAUAAUACAACCAACACCUAUAGUGAGGGUUGCCCCAACUCCUGGAAUGAGAUUAACGUUAUUGGAGGAGGCGGUAUUUACGAUAUCGCUGGACUUACACCCAACGUCAGCUACAACAUAUGUAUUACUGGCACAUCUGAGCACUUUAACAGUGACUGCAAAUGUUUGCACGAUCAGCCAAAUACAAUGACCAUCACUAUUACCGAUGGCUCAACCAACCAUACUGUGACUGGACUCGAGGAAAACACAGAGUAUCAUUUUACUGUGAUAGCAGAAGCUGAUUCAUCCACUGACAGAGGAGAGAGUAAUACAAUCACUGCAACAACUGUUUCAGGCCUCCCUGUUCAAAUUUGUCUGAGCGGAUUCCUCAACUGUUCGGAACUGAUGGCCAACUUCCCUGGUGCAAACCUAGCAGAUGACAUAAGCCACACUAUUCUAAGAGAAUCUUGUCCGUGUGACAUUCCUGCCGAGAAUAACAUCAUUGUCAAUGGAGAAACAGUCUGCCUCAGUGAACUACCCAACUCCAUCUUCUUUAAUGCUACAAUCGUGGACUACUUUGAUGCGAACAGCUCAGAACUUAGAGCAGGGAUUCAGUCCUGGGCUUCCGAGGGCCCUGUUAUUAGUAUUCUCGGUGUCCUAAUGACAAUCGUGUGGGGCGACUGCAUCUCUUGUCCUGAUCUUGCCACUGGCUUAUGCGACAGGGAAGAAUUCUCUUGCAUUUCCACUCAACCUUCGACUGGAAUUGUACAAAUCGCGGUUACAAACACCUUUUCUUCCACUGCACCCACGAAUUACAUCGAGAAUACUCAAACAUUAACAUCUUCUAGUGCACCUCGUUCCACUGAAAUGCCCAAUCCACCUCCAGUGGAGAACACUGCAGGGACACAGACAUGUGACUGUACUCAAUCUCUAUCUUCAGGAAUUCUGGGACUGAGUGUGGGGCUUGGAAUCGGAGCAGGCCUGGUUGCCUUCCUGGUGGCUGGUGGUGUUGUCCUCAUUCCAUUCUGCAUCGCGAAACGGAGACGGCGUAACUAUGUCUUGAAACAAAGUGAUGCUACUCUCGAUGCUACCAUUAUCCCAAACGUGGCCUACAGUUUGUCACCCAUCAACCGGGACAGGGUGCCAUCCACCGACCAGCUCGAAUACGACUAUCCGCUCUUGCGGGGUUCAAUCGUCGCACGACCUCAACGACCUCGCCAACCGACGCAGACAGAUGGGAAAGGAGACUAUGAAGUGGGCACACCUCUUCACAUUCGCCUCAUGAGGAUAAGACAACAGGAACAAGAGUCAUGUUUGGGUCAGGGAUCACGGCAAGGAGAUGAGGAACCACAGGAGGAAGACGAAGAUUACAGAAGAAGCAGGCGGUACACUGAAGCACCAACUGACACGUAAUAAAAUUACAAGCUAUUGUCCAAAGUAGAUAAUGUGUUUGUGUAC